Morchella importuna is the source of this 4734-nucleotide messenger RNA. RefSeq lists its product as uncharacterized. The transcript is spliced from 2 exons. The coding region runs from base 1 to 4734 and encodes 1577 amino acids. Gene Ontology annotation, molecular function: protein binding. The record is from RefSeq and is a predicted model, not a curated record. NCBI's taxonomy places the organism in Eukaryota, Fungi, Ascomycota, Pezizomycetes, Pezizales, Morchellaceae.
AUGAUAUCCGGUGCUAGUGCGGAUAUUGGAGGAGAGUUUACAAAUAAUCUCUUUAGUGAUCUUGCACCUAUCCUCGCGCUCUUUGGUGAGCAGGUUGCGAAGCAGUUUCUCAGUGAAUCUACGGGCUGGGCAGACAAUAUUCUUUUUGCAAUGGCCCCCUUAGGGAUUAUUACCGCCAUCGUGAGCGCAAUUAGAGUUGCAGACUUUCCAUGGCUGAGGGCUGUGAUUGGGCGAAGCAAGGAAGGCCAAGGACUAGUUGAACUAGAGUUAAUGUCCUCCAAUUCAAGGGAUGUCGGGGAGAUGUGGAAUGGUCAAGCUGUUGUGCGACUUGUUGGCGAACCAACGAUUUUUCAGUUCAUUUAUGAGUCAAAUCCUGCUGCUGAUGACCCCUAUAGGGGGAUACAUAUCUUGGAGAAAACAAACCCCUUGUUUGAGCUUGUUCAUAGAACAAACCAAUCCGGAUCUCCCUACGAAUUGCAGCGGCUCCCCAAUAACGGCACUACUUCCGUAGGGAAUCCUGACGCAUCGCCGCCGGCUCCUGAUCUUUCUUGGGAUGAAUAUUAUAGUAACGACUGGGACGAGUAUUAUACUCACGAAAACCGCUCCGGCCAAAAUCAGUCUCACCCGGAUGAGUCCCUUCUAUCACACAAUAUUUUAAUCCCACCGAAUAUCUCACUCAAUGCCAGGGGAAUACCGGUAUCAGAUAUGGAGAAGUGGGUUUGCGCAAGUCUCGGCGUCCUAGUCCAACUAGUAGUCCUCUUAUACGAAGCAGCGAUCACAUACUACUCACCGUUAAAAUCCAAGUCCAUCUUUCUUAAGGAUAGAAUAAGCGCCUCCCCCGAAGCCUUCCCUUGCACGGCCGUUGGAACGAUUGCGCUCAACCUAGGAAUGUUGAUAUGUGCACAUAUUGUUGAUCGCUCAUCAAUCGAGGAGCAUUGGAAAAUUAAGAAAAAAAAGGAAGAUAAGGACUGUAAGAUAGUAUGGAUCCAGAAAGGAGGAACGGUGAAUGAUCAGGUUUUCGAACCAUAUAUCAUUCAUGGACACGAGGGACAAAGAAAAAUCAUCACUUCACGUCGUUACGAUAUUAAACCUCCAACAUCUUUGCAGUACCUCGUCCUAGUAGCUACAGCAAUUAGUGUUGUUGGUUUUAUCUUCCAAUUUAUUGGCCUCCGUGGUAUGACUUGGUCAGCAAGUAUUGCACAGCUGGCAGCAACCUUGGUAAUGACAUUUAUCCGGUCAGUAAUCCGUAGGCGAUUGACGCGUGAACCUCAUGCGGAACCAGCAAUCAAAGAGUUUGAACUUGAAUGUAUGGGGCGUCAGAUGGUGGGAUUUUCUGAUUGGAGUAUUGUCUCAAGGUCCUAUGGCAUGACAGAUGUGUCGUGGGAUGACGGCCCCGAACCGGAGGGUGACUCUGAGGGCGACCCCGUACCGGAGGGUGAUCAUGACCCUGAGCGUGGCUCCGCACCGGCGGAGGCCUACCGUGAGCAUGCAAGGAUGCAUACACGCACACCGGAGCCUAACAGCUCGAUACAUGAUCAAGAUUCCUGCGAGAUGCUAAGGAUAUGUGGACGACUCUCGGCGCUCUCUCAGUGGCAAACACAAGGCGCCAUUUUUUCCCGCUCACUAUGUGAGGCUAUAGAGAGGACAAUGAAUAUUCUUUUCGAACCAAAUGAGUGUUCUCUUAAGCUCAAUGCAGCUAGGCUCCUGAAAUUCUCAUGGAAGGAGAUGAUAAGGAUUGGUAUAAAAGAAGAAAAGCAUUUGGGAGCUUUAACUUUCAAGCUGCAUAGAAAUGAUUUAUUCUCGAGAUGGGAAAUGAAAGAUGAUACAAAGACUGAGCUCAUGCAUGUCCUAUCUCUAUGGAUGCUGCAUGAUAAAGAAAGACAAGACAGGUUUCUACAACAGUGGAGAUCUAGAUCUCAUGAUCAUGAUGUCGAUUCAGAAUUGAACAACUUAAAUUCGAACGAUCGUAUUGUCAAGGUCAUCUGUCCGUUUAGCCCGGUUCAACAUGAGUGGAUACAGUAUUGGACAGGUCAAGGCGGGACAGAGUUGCGCAUCGGGUACCCCAAAAUCUUGCUAGAAACCGAACAUAUAUCUCCUCAUCGACUUUUGGGGUGUUCACAUGUAUUCAGAGGUUAUGAGGAAUCAAUAAUUGCCAUACUAACCAAGAAACCAAUGGCACAGAAUCUGGCAAUGGAAAUGUAUUCUCAUUUCUUUGCUAGUGCGGUACAGUUGAUUGAUAAAAUUGGGGGAAUAGGACAAGAACACAUGCAUGGAUUGAGACCUGAACAGCCAGAUAACUCGACUAUAUCUAAUGUGAUUGAAUGUAUACGUAUUAUGGGACUAGGGACUACAUUGGACGCUCUUUUAGUUGUUAUACCGCACUUGGAACUCCAUAAUCUGCUUUGGAGAUCUCACAUAGAUUUCGAAAUGCCAGCCCAGUACGCAGCCGUUGGAUUUCGUCGGGGGUUCCGAUUGAUAGGUCAAUGGAGCAAGCUUGCUCUCGAUUUAAAGGAAUUGACUCAAGAUAUGAACUACUCGCAGGACGAGCUGUUACAUAUCAGGAGAUGUUUCUUUGCCCGCGUGGAGGAGUUUAUCCAGGAGCAUCCUAGCGUGAGAGGUGAUCUUAAAAUGCUUAUAUCUUCAUCCUUCCAGGAUCAGAUUGAGCUACUGGAAGCAUCGGAGAUGGAUGCUUUAAGGAAGGUUUUGAGCGCUGUUCCGGAUCUAAGCGAUAGGGUUGCAUGGAAGGCCCUUCUGAAAACCUUUCUGAAGGAAGCCUUACUCCAAGGGCAUAGCUCGGUAGUGGAGGCCCUGAUUGACCGAGGAUUGAACACUUAUGAGGGGGCUGAAGACGUGGAUAGCGGUUUGAUUAUGGCAUCAUCACAUGGCCAUACGUUCAUAGUUAGACAACUCCUCCAUCAGCAUAUGCAGUACGAACCAAAGAGCUUCAAAAGAUUUCAAGUUCAGCAUCUGCCUCUCUCACUCCUAAAUGCUGCUUAUAAAGGGCACGUCUCCACAGUUAAGAGUAUUAUUCAAGCACUCGCGCCUCUCGAUCAGCCCUACUUUAGCGACGUUGCUCUGAUCCUUGCUGCUAGAAUGGGUUAUCAAGAUCUAGUCACCGCACUUCUUGAGAACGGAGCUGACGUCAAUCGGAAAUCCAUCAGACCCGUUUAUAACGAUGAAUGGAAGUACUUGGUGAAACGUGACAGGUCUUUUGAGUUGAAAACACUAGAGUUUAGUGACAAUAACUCGGUUGCAAAUGAGCUGAAGUUGAAUAAAGCACUUCAGUAUGGCCCAGGAGUGGGAUAUGAGAAAACUAUAUCGCAUCUGAUUUCUGAAGGCGACUGGCAGACGGCAUCAAAAGUAAUAAUAAGACGAACACCGUUACAGGCAGCUGCAGAAGGGGGUCAUCUGGUGAUUGUAAAUCACUUGAGGGAAAAAGGGGCAGACAUCGAGACCGCGGUGUCAGGACGACAUGAGGUUACUGCCCUACAAGCUGCAGCAGCAGGUGGCCACGUUCCUGUGGUUGAAACCUUAUUAGAUUGGGGGGCCUACCCCGAUGCUGAGCCAUUUUGGUUUGGCGGAAGAUCAGCACUCCAAGCGUCAGCGGAACAAGGUGACCAAAAGCUGGUUGAUCUCCUUUUAAAGCGAGGGGCCAAGCUCGAGAAAGACCUACCAGCAAGGUAUUUUGGGCGAACGGUACUGCAGGCGGCGACUGAAAAGCGGCAUCAGCACCUUGUUAAAUACCUAUUGGCAGUAGGGGCAGACGUAUGUAUGAGCAAAGAGCAACACACGCCAUGCCUGGGAGGACGAACAGCUUUGCAACUUGCUGCCUCCAAUGGUGAUAUAGAACUUGUCAAUCUCUUUCUGGAAAAGGGGGCCGGUAUCGGUGAGAGACAAGCUAGACUCGCGGGAAGGACUGCGUUACAAGCCGCGGCAGAAAACGGACACCGCAAUAUUGUGAAAAGAUUGGUUAGAUACGAUAAAUCGAUGAUUGAUACUGGUCCCUCAGAAAGCUACGGGCGAACCGCUUUGCAGGCGGCUGCGGAAGGCGGCCACCAUGCUGUGGUUGAAUUCUUGUUGAAAGAGGGUGUACAGAACCCCUUCUCUCCUGGCUCCAAGUACUACGGACGAACCGCACUACAGGCAGCGGCGGGGGGUGGUAAUCUUGAGAUUAUAAAUAUAUUAGUAAAGCUUAGGCCGCCGAGGACUCUCUCUCCGGACGAGAUUAUGUCUGGAGUGGCAAACCAUGGGGGAAGAAAUGCGAUACAAGCGGCAACAGAAGGAGGGCAUCUAGAGGUUGUGAAACAAUUGUUACAGUUUGCAGGUGGAAAACCUUUACCAGCUACGAUUGAAAGGCCGUUACCAACUUCGGGCGAUCGGAUUUAUGCAAUAGAGGCGGCAGCCGCUAUCGGUCAUGAAGAUUUGUGUAAACUCUUGACCGGCGUUGAGUUGAGCAUAGACCCUUAUUCCCACCCGGAAAAUGAACCGUACACACGCGCUUGCCAAGCUGCAUCCAAGGCAGGGCAUCUGCACAUAUACAAACUUUUCAGAGGCCAGGAUUUAGAGGCCCUAAACGCUGCGAGUGUGCUGACGUUCGCGGCUUCAAACGCUCACGAUGAGAUUGUCAAGCUAUGUCUCGAAGAUAGAAGUUGGCCGCAAGCUAAAAUGAGUGAAGCUUUGUGUUAUGCAUCAAAAAAGGGGUUCUUUACCAUUGGUGGACUUGAUUUUGUCUAA